Molecule: messenger RNA, 1633 nt
Organism: Vicia villosa (hairy vetch)
Lineage: Eukaryota; Viridiplantae; Streptophyta; Magnoliopsida; Fabales; Fabaceae
Product: transcription factor GTE6-like
Exons: 8
Coding region: 256-1314 (352 amino acids)
Molecular function (GO): protein binding
Source: RefSeq, a predicted model, not a curated record
GUAAAAAAACAUGCAAAGCUGCCGCUUAGGCCCUUUUGUAUGAAAAUGUCUCACUGAACUCAACUGCCCGGUAACCGGUGUCGGGCUAUCUCCUCCGCCGUCAGAAACGGUUACAGACUCCGUUUUCUUCCAUUCUUCUCCGGAGAAUUCGAUUCUAUCGCAAUUUGAAACGGUGGUUGCACUUCCCGCCUCUGCACAAGGCAAAGUACUGGUGACUGAAUUGCGUUGCGGAAGAGAAGAGAAAAGAAGAUAUUGAUGGAGAGUUUCAACUUCAAGAACCGCGUUGACGAGCUUGUUUCGAAAGUUGAUCAGCUUGAGCAGAAAGGGCAAGUGAUUGGUAGUUUUUUCUCCAGCGUGAAUAAAAAGCAAAAUGACGUGCUAAAAGGUAACUCAACUACGAAGGACAAAGAUAAGGAGAAACAUGUUCCAAGUGUUAAGAAGCAACUGCUGGAUGCAUCACGUAGAGACGCAGCUGCUCAGAAAAGAAUGCAAGAUCUUAUACGCCAGUUUGGCACAAUAUUACGCCAGAUGACACAACACAAAUGGGCUUGGCCUUUUAUGCAACCAGUGGAUGUAGAGGGCCUUGGCUUAAAUGAUUAUUAUGAGGUCAUUGACAAGCCCAUGGAUUUCAAUACCAUUAAGAAUCAAAUGGAACUUCAGGAUGGUAUUGGAUAUAAGCAUGUUCGGGAAGUAUGUGCUGAUGUGAGGUUGGUUUUCAAGAAUGCAAUGAAAUAUAAUGACGAAAGAAGUGAUGUUCAUGUGAUGGCAAAAACUUUACUGGAAAAGUUUGAGGAGAAAUGGUUGCAAUUUCUACCAAAAGUUACUGAAGAGGAAACAAGACGUGAAGAGGAAGAAGCUGAAGCACAGUUAGCCAUGCAAAUUGCUCAAGAAGCAGCUCAUGCUAAAAUGGCUAGAGACUUGAGUAAUGAGCUGGAUGAAAUUGAUGCACAUUUAGAAGAGCUACGGGAGAUGGUUGUUAAAAGAUGCAGAAAAAUGUCAUCAGCAGAAAAGAGAAACCUUGGUAUUGAUCUCGCCAGACUGUCUGCCGAGGAUCUUAGCAGAGCAUUGGAUAUUGUUGCCCAAGCUAAUCCAAGCUUCCAAGCAAAUGCUGACGAGGUGGAACUUGACAUCAAUGCUCAGAGUGAGUCUACCUUGUGGAGGUUGAAUUUUUUUGUUAGGGAUGCUCUCGAAGUCCAGAGCAAGAAUUCAGGAAGCAUGGGUGUAGAUGAAAACCCGAACAACAAGCGUAAAAGAGAAUUGUGCGAUGCUAUUGCUAAAGUAUCAAAGAAGAAGAAGUCCAAGAAGCUUAUUUGAAGGUCUUUUGGAGAUAACAUGUUACUCUUAGGUUGUCUUGAGUUAGUGAUGAUAACCCGAGGAGUUCUUUUCUAAAUAACUUAAGCCAACCACCACUUUGUUUGAUGUAGAAAUUUUCUUGGAAACUGGCACAAAUUGCGUUGCUCGCAUUUGUCUCUUAUCAAGCAUAGUUUUGUUUAGGUGGUUUGUUUUUGCUUUCAAAGAAAUCCUUGAAAUUUAACUUAGUUUUGGAGGCAUUUUUUUCGCAGUCCCUUUGUUCUUCAGGACCCUGUAACAUUCAUUUAAUCAUUUCCAAUGUUUAACUGAUACAAGUUUAUUA